This is a messenger RNA of Theobroma umbraticum, 488 nucleotides long. RefSeq lists its product as uncharacterized. NCBI's taxonomy places the organism in Eukaryota, Viridiplantae, Streptophyta, Magnoliopsida, Malvales, Malvaceae. Gene Ontology annotation, biological process: proton motive force-driven ATP synthesis. Gene Ontology annotation, molecular function: proton transmembrane transporter activity. The record is from RefSeq and is a predicted model, not a curated record.
CGUCAGACUCAGAGCCCCAAUAAAAUUACUAGGGCAAGGGCUUUUUUCUCAGUGCAGACUCUUUCUUCUGAACCUCCGUCGCCCAAAUUCAGCAAAACAAAAAAGGCAAAGCGAUGGCGCCGCCUCCUGGACCUUACUCCGGCACCAGCACGCUUGCUCUCGUGGCUCGUGCAUCUGCUUUCUCUUUUGGGCUCGUUUAUGGAAGCAUGAAGCUCAAGUACCUCAAGGCAAAGGCAAAGUCUCAAAAGAAAGCUGAAGCAAAGGCUCACCACUAAAGCAGAGGGGUUUUGUUCAUAGUUGCAUGCAUGAGUUGAGUUUGGUGUAGGAAUAAUGCAUAUCAAUGGAAUUGUACCAGUUUUUCAUUUUGGCCUGCAGCAUUUGUGGACCAUGACUUACCUGUCCCUAAAAUUUUUUAGAGAGUUAUCCACUUGGUCCUUCAAGUAUUAUUUUUUCAGUUGGCAAUGGUUACACUAUGGAUGUUUAGUUUC